CACAAAAUAUCAAAGUUGGAAAAAUAUUUUGAGAGGGAGGGAGCACAUUUCUAGAUUUGAACAUGUACAUGUUGGAAAAGUUAAGCAAUCUUUUUCUUUGGAGUGGCAUGGAGAAUGGGAAGUGGUCCUCUCUGUGGCCACAAAAGUCUAUUAAUAAUGCAGAACUUUGGGUGGUCACUGGUCAUUAUGCCAUGCAGUUUCCAUUGACCCGUAGAAGAUGUGCAACAUCGUGGCCCCUGGAAGUGUUCGAGAUAUUUAAAGGUCCAACCCUGUCUAUGGCGGUAGCGAAGCUCAUAGGAUGCAUAGGAUUUACCAUCCUUUGUAUGAAGAUUGACGGGCUUGUCCCUCGAAUUGGAAUGGGCCUCAUCCCUGGCGGGAGCAUACUAGGCGGAUUAUGUGCAGCGAAGGAAGGGGAUUCCGACUUUGAAUUGGAGACUCCACCUUCGUGUACACCUGCGGCAAAGACUCCCCCUCCAAAUCUACCAAAGGAAACGCAGCAGCGCAGGAGACUUUGACUCAGAUUUGGAGCCCUAAUCCUAGACGAAGGUCUGAUUUCCAGCCGCUAUAAACGCAGCAGGCAGCAGCGAGAGGACGCGGAGAAGACACGCAGAUAGCAGCGGGGAAGAAACCAGAGAGGGUAUGGUCCUACGGGGGUCUAUACUUCGGUCCAGUCCCCCUAAUUCUUCCUCUAUGCAUUAAAUUCACUCUGUUUUUUCAGUGUGUCAAUUCGACACUAGUUGUCCACGGAAGAGUUGAUUUGUUAGCUUAAAUUGCUUUGCCAUUCUAAAUGGCAGUAGGUUUAAUUUGGACAAAUCAAAUUCUCUUUAAAUUCCAUUGUUUUUGGUUCAAUUUGUUCCUACGAAUGAUGGUUUAAGUUGUCUAUGUGUUUUUAUUAUCGUGCUUACCCUCUUGUAGUUCCCCUCCUCCACCCCAGGUCUUCUUGACCCACGCCCCUAUCCUCACUACCUUGCUCAAGCACACCUAGCUCAAGCCUACGCCUCUACCUACACGCACAACAUCUUCCCAUUCUACCAGUACCCGAAUGGGUACCAACCACCCCACACCCCAUCCUACCAGACAUCCCCCCACAUAACCCCUCCAACGAUACCCCCACAGCUCUUGCUCACACAUUUGACACCAUGAGCCUCCAUGAACCUUCCCAAACAUAAUACAUGGAUACUGGAGCCUCACAUCAAUUCUAACCUGCUAGGAUAAUCAAACAUGAGCUGUGAU
This is a messenger RNA of Cuscuta campestris, 1233 nucleotides long. NCBI's taxonomy places the organism in Eukaryota, Viridiplantae, Streptophyta, Magnoliopsida, Solanales, Convolvulaceae. The record is from the annotation of a GenBank genome assembly.